Cygnus atratus (black swan) is the source of this 3519-nucleotide messenger RNA. RefSeq names its product laminin subunit beta 3 (gene LAMB3). Bases 1 to 3519 code for a protein of 1172 amino acids. The record is from RefSeq and is a predicted model, not a curated record. NCBI's taxonomy places the organism in Eukaryota, Metazoa, Chordata, Aves, Anseriformes, Anatidae. The transcript is spliced from 22 exons.
AUGGAGUCUCGCUGCCAGCUUUGGCCAUGGGCAUUAUUUCUCCUCCUGGCCUCUCUGCGGCUGCUGGGCGCGCAGCACGACUGCUCCAGCAGUGCCUGCUACCCCCCCGGGGGGGAUCUCCUGCUGGGACGAGUCCAGCACCUGCGAGCCUCCUCCACCUGCGGCCUCACCAAGCCCGAGACGUACUGCACGCCCCACGGAGAGUGGAACAUGAGAUGCUGCAGGUGCGACUCCCGGCUGCCGCACUCUCACAAUGGGCACCGCAUCGCAAACGUGCUGUCCUCCGCUGGGCGCUCGCGGUGGUGGCAGUCCCAGAGCGGCAUGGAGCGCGUCUAUUUGCAGCUGGAUCUGGAUGAGAAGUUCCAGCUCAACGGCAUCGUGCUUGACUUCAGGUCGCCGCUGCCCACCGCGAUGCUGAUCGAGCGCUCCACCGACUUCGGCAAGACCUGGGAGGUGUACCAGUACCUGGCCUCCGACUGCGCCGCCGCCUUCCCCCACGUCCCCCGGGGCUCCCCCGAGAGCUGGGGGGACGCUCGGUGCCAGGCGCUGCCGGCCCAGCACGGGUACCCUGCGCACGGGGGCAAGGUGAAAUUCAGUGUCCAAGAUGUGGCAUCUACCAUUACUACCUCGUACAGCCAGGCCGUCAACGAGCUGGGGCAAUUCACCAACCUCAGAAUCAACUUCACCCAGCUCCCGCACGUCAUGCGCCAGGGCUACCGCUCGCCCAGCACCUUCUACGCCGUGACGGAAAUGCAGGUGCUGGGAAGCUGCUUCUGCAAUGGCCACGCCAACCGCUGCGCCCCUUCGGGAGACCCACACACCAUGGUCCAUGGACGCUGCGAGUGCCAGCAUAACACCGCCGGCCCCCACUGCGAGCGCUGCGCUGCCCUCUACAAUGCCCGCCCGUGGGCCCCUGCGGAGGACAACGACCCCCACGAGUGCCAGCGGUGCAACUGCAACGGCCACUCAACCUCAUGCCACUUCGACCCGGAGGUUUUCCGCAGCAGUGGCGGGGUGAGCGGGGGUGUCUGUGACAACUGCCAGCAUAACACAGCGGGGAACAACUGUGAGCGCUGCCAAACUAACUAUUUCCGCAACCAGCGGCAAGAUCUUGCCCACCCUGAAGCCUGUCUGCCCUGCGAGUGUGACCCCGAUGGCACAGUGCCGGGCUCCAUCUGCGACCCGCUCUCGGGGCGCUGCGUCUGCAAGGAGAACGUGCAGGGCGAGCGCUGCCACCUCUGCAAGCCGGGCUUCGCCCAGCUGGCCCAUGCCAACCCCAUGGGCUGCCGCAGAUGCUCCUGCAACGUGCUGGGAACGCGGCAGGACAUGCCCUGCGACGACGAGACGGGGCAGUGCUCCUGCCUGCCCAACGUGGUGGGCACUGACUGCGAUCAGUGUGCGGCCGAACACUGGGACAUGGCGAGCGGCCGGGGCUGCCGGCCCUGCGACUGCCACCCCGGUGGCUCCCUCAGCACCCACUGCAACCAGUUCACAGGACAGUGUUCGUGCAGAGAAGGCUUCACGGGGCGGACGUGUUCUGCCGCGCAGCAGGAGCAGGCCUGCCCAGACAGGCACUAUGGAAACGUCAGGGUAGGGUGCACAGAGUGCAACUGUGACUUCCAGGGCACAGAGGACGUGGGGUGUGAUAAGUCCACUGGCCGCUGCCUCUGCCGCCCGGGCGUCACCGGCCCUCGCUGCGACCAGUGCCAGCGGGACCACUGCAGCACCUACCCCAGCUGCGAGCCCUGCCACCCCUGCUUCCACGUCUACGACGGUGACAUCCAGCGCCUGCGCCUGCGCCUGCACCAGUCUGCCCUGAGCAACUCCAGCGUGCUGCUGCCCGGGGGCACCGGGGGCUCCCGCCUGGGCCCCCGCCUCUCGCAGGCGGAGGGCAUGGCACGGCAGGCGCAGGGCAUCCUUGGCCGCUCCCCUGGCACCGAGCAGGGCCUGGCCCAGGUGGGCAGCGCGCUCGCUGCCAUCAGAGAGCAGAUGCAAGGCAUCAACCCCAACUUUCAAUUUCUGGAUGUGACUGCCUCUCUAUCGAGCGAGCUCGAAGCCCUCAACAGCAGCCUGGUUAUUAUUAACAACCAGUAUCAGAGCAAGAAGACCCAGUUUGAAACCAGCCGCAGCACAGAUCUGUCAGGAGCCUUCCAGACGAUCAGAUCUGCUUACCAGACGUCCGCCAAUGCCAGCGGCCUCGUCGCCGGCGCUGCCGCGCUGCUGGCACGGUCCAGGGAGAACCGCAGGAACGCCGCAGCGCUGGAGGGGGCGGCCGGCGCGCACAGCGCCAAGCUGCUGGCCCUCAGGGCCGAGGUGGCCGUGUCCCCCAACCUCACCCCUGCAGUGAACAAGAUCUGCGGCGGCUUCCGAGUGGAGAAGUGCACUCCUGCCCAGUGCGAGGGGCUGCUCUGCCCACGAGACAACGGCACGGCCUGCGGGGCUGGCCUCUCCUGCCGCGGUGCCUUCCCGCGGUCCGCCGGGGCCCUCGGCAUGGCCACCAAGGCCGCCGGGGAGCUGGGCAGCCUGAGCGCGCGGCUGCGGGACACGGCGCAGCUGAUUAAAACAACGGAGACAUCUGCUAAUCAGAUUCAGAGCAAUGUCCGGCGGCUGGUGGAGCAGAUGAGCGUAACAAGAACCCAGAUUGAGGGAGACGUGCGGCGCAUCCAGCAGUUCAUCCAGCAAGUGCGAAACUUCUUGUCAGACAAAGACACGGACCCUGCUACAAUCCAGGAAAUCAGUGAGUUUGUUCUCUCGCUACAUCUCCCCACGGAUGCUGCUGCAGUCCUGAGAAAAAUGACUGAGAUCCAAAAUUUGGCUACUAAACUGCAGUGCCCAGAGAGCAUCCUGGCCCAGACAGCCGAGGACAUCGCGAAGGCCAAGCAGCUUCAGCAGGAGGCAGAACAAGCCAGGAACCGGGCAAAUGCCGUGGAGGGAGAUGUGGAAGAGGUAGUUGGGUAUCUGAGACGAGCAAACACGGUGCUGCUGGAGGCCCAGGGGGCUAUCAGGGGCUCCAGUUCCUCACUCCGGUUCAUCCAAGAGCGUGUUGAGGAAAUCGAGGCCGUUCUUGGCCCAGCUGAGAGGAACACGCAGGCCGUGGCAGAGCAGCUGGCAGUGCUGAGGGAAGGGCUCCGGCAGCUGCAGCAGGCGGCACGGCAGAACCGCCUGCGGGCCAGCGACGCGCAGCGGGUGGCGGCGGCAGCGGGCGAGAAGGCCGGCAGCGCGCAGCAGUCUUUCCAACAGGUGAAACAAAUGUACGCUGAGCUGAAGAGUAGGAUGGAACAGAGCCCAGCGCUGGGAGGGCAAGGCAGCCGGGUGCAGAGCAUAGACCAGGAGGCAAAAGAUCUGUUUGAGGAAACUUCGGCCAUGAUGCUUAGGAUGGCAGCUUUAGAGACAGAAAUUCAGGAAAGCAACAGAGCCUUGUUGUCCAAGUCAGCCAGGCUGUCAGGCCUGCAGGAGCGGGUGGGCAGGAUUCGGGAUGCCAUCAGCAAGCGAGUCGCCUACUACGACAGCUGCUCCUGA